AACACUCUAACCAUGAUCACGUUGUACUUGUUGCUCGCCAUACCACUGGCGCUGUACAGCAUCUACCUCAUAUCAAUAAGAAAAUACAGAUACUGGGAGAAAAAGAAAGUGCCGCAUAUACCACCAAAACUAAUUCUGGGAAAUUUCUCCGAACAUAUUCUUCAGAAGAAAUACCUUGGACGUGUUGAACAGGAACUAUGUAAAAUGUUCCCCGAAGAACCAUACGUUGGUUCCUACUUAGGCACGGAACCAACGCUUAUUAUACAAGAUCCAGAAUUAAUCAAGGCCGUCAUGACAAAGGACUAUUAUUUCUUCAGCGGCCGUGAAACAUCAAAUUACUCGGAAAAAGAAUUGGCAACUAGAAACCUUUUCUUGAGUUCUGGUGACAAGUGGAAGGUGCAACGUCAGAACCUCACGCCUUUAUUCUCAUCCGCCAAGAUGAAGAAUAUGUUUCAUUUAGUUGAGAAAUGUGCGCGUGUCUUCGAAACUCUGAUCGACCAAGAAGUACAGAAGGGUAAAGAUAUUGAAGUGAAAGCCCUUAUAGGUAAGUUCACAAUGGAUUCAAUUGGAAACUGUGCUUUUGGUGUUGAGACUCGCACAAUGGUGAAGACUGAAAAUAAUCCAUUCACGGAAAUCGGUAAUGUCAUCUUUGAUACUAAUUGGUACAGAGCAUUCAAGCUUGUCGCAAGAGGUAUCUGGCCAGCCAUCUUUUAUGGUUUGGGAUUCAAAUCACAACCUGUUGACGUUGACAAUUUCUUUACCAAUUUGAUGACUGAAACCUUUAAAGGGCGAGAUUACAAGCCAACAACGAGGCACGACUUCGUUGAUCUUAUGUUGAAGUUGUAUAACCAGAAAACGGUGACCGGUGACAGUAUGUCGAACAGGAACGGUGAUGCAUCAAAGAAAGUGACUUUAGAAAUUGACGAUGAAUUUUUGAUAUCCCAAUGUUUCUUGUUCUUCGCUGCUGGCUUUGAGACGUCGGCAACUACGUUGAGUCAUACUUUGCUUGAAUUGGCGAAAAACCCCGAAGCUCAAGAGCUGGCGUUCCAAGAUGUGGACAACUAUAUGCGUCGCAAUGAUAACGUAUUAAAAUAUGAGUGCGUUACUGAGUUGCCUUACGUGGAAGCUUGUGUUAAUGAAGCUCUUCGUCUGUACCCAGUGCUGGGAGUCAUAACUCGGGAAGUCAUUGAGGAUUACACAUUCUCAACAGGAUUAAAGUUAGAGAAAGGGCUCCGGGUACAUUUGCCUGUGUACCACAUGCAACACAACCCUAAGUAUUUCCCCGAGCCAGAGCAGUUUCGUCCGGAGCGGUUCCUGGGUGACGCUAAACAGAAUAUUAUACCAUAUACGUACUUUCCUUUUGGCGAGGGACCUAGACUUUGUAUUGGAAUGAGGUUCGCAAAGAUGCAGAUUACAGCGGGAAUUAUAACUUUACUGAAGAAAUAUCGAGUGGAACUUGCUCCAGGAAUGAAUGAAAAAGUUGACUUCGAGCCUCGAUCUGUGAUCACCGCGCUAAUUGGAGGAAUCCAACUGAAAUUCGUACCACGAGAGGGUUGGGAACAGCGUCUAUUCAAGGCUGCGUCAUAAGUAUAGGUUAGUUUUAUUUAUGUAAACGAUAUUCAUUCAUUUAUUCAUUAACUUCUUCACGACUGUUCGUUUGUCGAUUACGAGACCGUAAUGUGGACACAUUGCAUGAUUUAAUGAAUUCAUGCGUUCGUCAAACACAAUAGGCGGUUUUAACGUUUCCGCUUCAUGGACCGUUUUUUUUUUUAUUCUUAAGCAAGAUGCACGCAUUUGUAGGCCGUUUAUUGUUUGUUAAGGAUGCAUGCAUUCGUCAAAUGACGCAAAGUGGAUAAUUAUCAUAAGGAUGCUUCAGUUUAAACCCUUUUUAGCUUGCUGACAGACAUACAGACUGUCUGUCUAUCACCAGGCUAUAUUUCACAAAUUGUCCUAAUUUUCACAGAUAAUGUAUAACAAAUACUUGAAAUAAAUGUGUAAAACAGUUUUCCUUAC
This is a messenger RNA of Spodoptera litura, 2013 nucleotides long. Its product is annotated as cytochrome P450 6B5-like. Gene Ontology annotation, molecular function: monooxygenase activity; heme binding; oxidoreductase activity, acting on paired donors, with incorporation or reduction of molecular oxygen. The record is from RefSeq and is a predicted model, not a curated record. Lineage: Eukaryota; Metazoa; Arthropoda; Insecta; Lepidoptera; Noctuidae.